UUUCAAUAUGCCAAUAAUGUACACGAUAUUUGAUGACGUAUAAGACUGACGUUACCAGUACCUGCUAUCUCCAAAAGUUGCAAUGGCGGGAGAUCAAAACAAGAAGAUAGCGUAAGAAAAGUUUAAUUUUCGACUCCCAAAAUGAGGAACUAUGAAAGAAAAACUUCGAAGGGAAUGGCGUCUGAAAGUAACAUAAGAUUGGCACUACGAGAAAUCCUAGUGAACAAAAGUAGUUUAAAUUCUGUUGCUGAACGGUUUAAUAUACCGAAAACAACUUUACACAGAUACUUAAAGAAAGUUGGGGGUGGUGACGUUGAAGGUCUUCAAACGGGGUAUUCGAAACAUCUGCAGAUAUUUACUAAAGAGCAAGAAACGUCUCUUGAAAACUACAUCAAGUUUGCUGCAGGAAUAUAUUUUGGCUUGACUCCACAUGAUAUUAAAACCUUAGCGUAUGAAUGUGCUGUCCAAUAUGAGAUAAAAGUUCCCGACUCGUGGCACCGUGACAAAAAAGCGGGACCAGACUGGUUUUCAGGAUUUAUGAGACGUCAUAAGUCUCUCUCUGCGCGAAUACCGGAAGCUACUAGCUUGUCACGAAGUACAAGCUUUAACAAAACAAAUGUUGGGGAAUUCUAUGAAAAGCUUAUUACAGUAAUAGAUAAGAAUCAGUUAAAGAGUCACCAAAUAUAUAAUGCAGACGAAACAGGCAUUACAACCGUCCAAAAACCACGCAGUAUCAUUGCUACAAAAGGUACUAAACAAGUAGGUGCAAUGACAUCCGGGGAGAGAGGGACUCUGGUGACGACUUGUCUGGCAGUAAGUGCAACUGGAAACAUGGUACCAUCAAUGCUAAUAUUUCCCAGGAAAAAUUUCAAAGAUCAUUUCAUUCGCGAUGGCCCUACCGGCUGCAUAGGAUCUGCAAAUACAUCUGGGUGGAUGAUAGGAGAACACUUUCUAGAGUUUCUAAAGCAUUUCGUUGAGCAUACACGACCAAUUUCUGACAACCCUGUGCUCCUUCUGCUCGACAAUCACCACAGCCAUGUUCACGUUCCUGCACUUAAUUAUGCGAAACGAAAUGGGAUAAUUAUGCUUUCUUUCCCCCGCACUGCAGCCACAAGCUGCAGCCCUUGGACAGAUCUGUAUAUGGCCCUUUGAAACGAUAUGUUCAAACAGAGCAAGAUAAAUGGAUAAGAACUAUCCCGGUAAGCCAAUGACUAUUUAUGACAUACCAGGUAUCUUGCGCAUAACGCUACCGAAGGCUGCAACGCCACUGAACAUCAUUCGAGGAUUCGAGGUAUCUGGUAUUGUCCCCUACAAUCCAGAUGUUUUCACCGAUUUUGACUUUGCUCCAUCCUAUGUAAUAGAUCGGCCUGAAACUAAGUCAAUGCAAAAUGAAAAUGGAGAAUAUGACGUCACAGAGAAGCAUGUUGUCACAAGUACCCCAGUUAACAAAGCCCAAGACACUCAUAGCAACCGGCCAGAAAAUGAAACAUUAGAAGUGCAUGAUGGCGCAGAGAAUGAAGAAGCUUUGAGAAACAGUGCAUUUGAUCUUACAUAUACAGAGUGGGAACGCAUAAGGCAGCAUAUUGAAAAGGAGAACCUUGGGCUUGAGAACGUCCCCGGAGAUGGGCACUGUCUUUUGUAUGCUGUACAAGCUAGUCUGAAAUCAGGAAACAUUGCAAAUUUUUCCAUCGAGGAAAUCGGCAAUAAACUUACGGAGGAAGUCAACACGUAUUCACAGUUUUACAACAAAUUUACGGUUGAGGGGCAAAAUAUUGAAACUGAACUGGAAAGGUACAUUAUCCACAAAGAGUACAGCAACAACACUGGAGAUUUAGUGCUGUCAGCAUUGAACAGUGCCCUAUAAAUGAAAACGACUGUUUAUCAAGUCGACGGAAAUAGGGUUAUAACCAUUGAUUUAGGGCCUGGAAGACCUGUUGUACUUCCUACGAGACACAUAAUGUUGGCCUUCCAUGGUGAACAUUAUCAAGCUGUGCUAAAUAAAUCAGACGAUCAGAACACAACAGACACAGACACUGUUGGAAAAGGUCAAGAUACUCCAAAUGAAAAUACAUGCAAUGAUAAAGAGGUCCAAGCAAAUCCGAAAGUACAGAAUGACCAAGCUACUGAAAUAUCAACCGAAAUUCAAAGUCCAUUUGAUGUGGAAAAGGACAAAACAAAGGAAACAUCAAUAAGGUAUUUUCGCCAGAGUCAGUAAGGCCGUUUCCUAAAGCUGGUGAAAGAAAGCAGACAAAAGGUAAACGUAAACUUAAAUCAGCUAUACUCACUGAUACU
Mercenaria mercenaria is the source of this 2292-nucleotide messenger RNA. RefSeq lists its product as uncharacterized. The transcript is spliced from 2 exons. Gene Ontology annotation, molecular function: DNA binding. The coding region runs from base 142 to 1152 and encodes 336 amino acids. Lineage: Eukaryota; Metazoa; Mollusca; Bivalvia; Venerida; Veneridae. The record is from RefSeq and is a predicted model, not a curated record. Gene Ontology annotation, cellular component: nucleus.